GCUGUCAAAAAAGUGUAAUGUCACCAGAUUUUUGUCGAAAACGCGAAUGCAAGUUUUUCCGAUACGCUGAAACAACUAGGAGCAGCAUCAGCACAGUGCAGCAACACCAGCAGCAGCCCGUUUAUUUUAUUGAUCCACAGCGACGCCCGUCUGCCGUGCCGCAACCGUGGGAUAAAAUCGGGCCCACUAGGUGCAUCCAACAAGCGGAAAUCGAAAACGCAGUGCAGUGUGUGGUAAAAUAUCCUGGGCGUAUCGCCGAAUCGGUUUUUUGAUUCGCUGCUGCCGUCAUCAUCGUCGUCGUCAUUGUCGUGCGUGACUGGGAGGGUGUGUUUGUGCACGCGUGCUACUAGUGUACGUGCGUAUCGGUCGUGGCCGCAAACGGUAAAACAUUCCAAGCGCUUUUCCCUUCGCGAUACAGUGCAUACCGUAAUCUGGCGAUUGUUUCUGUGUUCACAAACGUGUGCAUUUGUAUGUGUAUGCGUGCGCUGGUGUGUGUGUGGGUCAUUUUCGCCCCGUGCGUACCGGAAGCACCUGAUACCCCUUGCGGAUAAGGUUGUUUCCUCUGUGUUGGGAUACGUUAGGAAGGAGAGCGUAAAAGAAAAGUACGACCCGCGGUCGUCGAUCGUGUGCUCCAGUUCCAGUGGAAAGUGUGUGGUACGUGAUCACGGUUGUUUUUCCCCGUGGAAAACGGGUUGGUGAAGAAGAGCGUGAGAGUGCGUCUCGUGUGGCCGCAGUAGUUUGUGUGUGGAAUCGGUGUAGCCGUGUGAGAUCCCACGAGUGUUUCUGUGUGCCCUGCAACAACACCGUUGUUCCAAGUGGAACGUACACGAGGGAAAGAAAGCAGGUGAAGAAAAGCCAACAACCACUCCAAAACCUCCCCCCGCUCGUCACACGAUGUCGUCAUCCGGCGAUUUUGGAAAUCCGCUGCGGAAGUUUAAGCUCGUCUUUCUCGGCGAACAGAGCGUGGGCAAAACAUCGCUAAUCACCAGGUUUAUGUACGACAGCUUCGACAACACAUACCAGGCCACGAUCGGUAUAGACUUCCUCUCGAAAACGAUGUAUCUAGAGGAUCGAACAGUGAGAUUACAGCUGUGGGACACUGCCGGUCAGGAACGGUUCCGGUCGCUGAUACCAUCCUACAUUCGUGAUUCAACCGUAGCAGUAGUGGUGUACGACAUUACAAAUGCAAAUUCAUUUCAUCAAACAUCGAAAUGGAUCGACGACGUGCGAACGGAGCGUGGUAGCGACGUGAUUAUAAUGCUAGUGGGAAACAAAACCGAUCUUUCCGACAAGCGUCAGGUGUCGACGGAAGAGGGCGAGCGAAAAGCGAAAGAACUGAAUGUAAUGUUUAUCGAGACUAGUGCGAAAGCCGGCUAUAACGUUAAGCAGCUUUUCCGAAGAGUGGCCGCCGCCCUGCCAGGCAUGGACUCAACCGAGAACAAACCGCCAGAAGACACUGUCGAUUUGCAAACUCAACCAUCGAACUCUGGCGAUCAGCAAGAUUCGGAAGGUGGCUGCAUGUGUUAAGCCUUCAUGCCUGCCAUAAAGCAACAGAACCCCCGGAUGAGAGGAAACAAACUGAUACUUCUAAUUGUAGAGCGUAACAAUUUGGCCGUCGGCUGAACGAACGAAGGAAGCAGCGAAAACAGGAAGCAAAACGACGGUAUCGGUAGCUGCAAAGAUGGAACGUUGGGUUUUGUUUCAGUCGUCCCCAAAACAUUACACAUCCCCCCAACACGAGCAGUUGUGGGUACGCUGUGAGCAAACAUUUUAGUUUUUAGGCGUUUGUUUUCCCUUCUACGCUGCCCGACCGAAGGGUUGUGGUGCAAGUGGACGCUUUUAUGCUUAAAACAACACAAAAGCACAGCUACUAAAUCAGGAACAGGAAGGGAGCUAUGUGCUAUUGUGACUACUAUUGUCUGCAAUCAUGUGUAGAAGCGUGUAGAACAAGGCAAGAGUGAGAAUAGAGAGUGCGCAAGAGAGAGAGAGAGAGAGAGAGAGAGAGAGAGAGAGAGAGAGAGAUGGAAACACAGCAAAGAAAACUGCUGCAAAGGGCUAGUAGAAAAUGGCUUAUUGGUGCAAAGGUGCAAACAAAAAUGUAACAUGGAAAGAAAGCAAGACAAAACGCAAAGCGAACGAUUCAAUUAGCUAGUGUAGAAGAGGAAAUGCAACUACACAUAAAAAUAAAACACAUGCCAAUAUGACGAGAGAAAGGAAACGAGAAAGGUCUCGGUGUAAAAAGGAGGAAAAUGUCGCCAAGAUGAAGGAAUGGUUGAACUAGAGUAAAAUGGUUUAAUACGCUGUACGUUUCUGUCUCAUAAGUUCAUAUAGAGAAUACUAGUCCUUACCUGUCAGUUGGAAUGUAUUAAUUUUUCAGCAGCUUAGUUCCAUUCCACGUCUUUCCUCUUCUGUCUGUUUGUUGAACUACUGAAAAGGACUAUGUUAUGUAUGAUUCCGACACCAGCUCUCAAAGAUUUUACGUUUGAUUUCCUUUUGUCUCUCCUUUAAAUACCGAUCGUUGCUUAUCGUGUAAAAGAAAUGUGAAGCAAACAAACUAUAAUGUGCAUGCCAACAAUGUUCCACUGCCUAAACCCAUCAUCAACGAAUGUGAAGUGCAUGCUCCUUCAUCCAUUCAUUAUCAAACGCACGGUAGGGACUCGCCUAGCACCCCAGGUUAUGCUAAGCGCGGAAUUAGGAAAUUAGCAAUUGAAUCGGGAAAUGGGUAGGGCACACAGUAAUCAUAAAUACAGAACCUAACCUAACCUAACGAUGUCAAACAGUGCGCUAAACAUUCGUUUACACCAUGUUAAAUGCUGCUUAAAGUGAGCUUUUAAGGUUGACAGGUAUCAUCAGGUGGUACGGUGGCGAACGAAGGAAACGAUGAUUUAGGAACUGCAGCGUGAAUAUUAGAUAACAUAUUAAAAAGUAACAUACAAGUAAAAUGAAACCAACACAACAACCGCAACCGAAAAUAUGCACUCACACAGAACACAGACACAAGAACUGAAUGGAGGGGAAAACGGAUCAUCAAUACUAUCCUCGCACAUUUAAGCUGUAGGAACAGUGCCAGUGAAAAGCUACUCGUGGAGAAGCAUGGUACGACGUAACCAAAUACGGAAAGUCUCUAUUAUCUUCAAAUAUUAAAUCUAAACCAAUUAUUACUUAAAACAAAACGACAGCAGCUAAUGUUAAACACAAAAAUAACACGCGAAAGCGAAUAGCACGGACAUGCACGUUCGUGAAGGAGGAUUGAGUUUUUUUUCAUUUGCUUACUG
This is a messenger RNA of Anopheles funestus (African malaria mosquito), 3275 nucleotides long. It is a transcript of the gene Rab6, whose product is annotated as ras-related protein Rab6. The coding region runs from base 895 to 1527 and encodes 210 amino acids. The record is from RefSeq and is a predicted model, not a curated record. Lineage: Eukaryota; Metazoa; Arthropoda; Insecta; Diptera; Culicidae. The transcript is spliced from 7 exons. Gene Ontology annotation, molecular function: GTPase activity; GTP binding.